GCGCGCAGCGGAGGGGGCGGGGAAAUUCCGGCUUUGAAUAAAAGCGAGGGAGAAAGCGAAGAUGGGUGACCUGCUUCCGGCUGAAGUCGGGCCUGGGAGGAAAAUGGCAGUGGAGGCGGAGGCCAGGGCUGGCGAACUCCUGGUUCAGAUGAAGGACAUACUGACCUCCGAGGGCCAAGGCAAAGAAGGAGCGGAGGCACAGCUCCCAGCUCAGGUCUUGGCUGAACAUGCAGUGAAAACCAGGAAGACUCACAAACUGAUGUACACUCAGUUACAAGUGAUGAAAUUCCUCCUGGAUUUCCUUGACUCAGGCCCUUCUAUCCAGGAAGACUCUACUGCAGCUGUUCGGAAGGAGAUGUUAGAAGCAAAACAGCAAUGGAAGGCACUCAAAGCAGAGUACGAGCAGCAAGUGGAGUUGAUCAAGGGGGCUGUGCCUCUCUUACUGGCCAAACUGGAGGAAGGGGAGAAGCGGUCCCAGCUCUUGGAGAGUGCCUUGCAGCGCUAUCAGGCCACGAAACAGGAGAUGGAGGACAAGGCAAAGAUUGCCCGCUCCAAGCACCAGAAAAAACAGGAGGCUUUGAGUGAGCAGCAGCAACAGCUAGAAAGUCAUGUCGCAGAACUACAGGAAAGGCUACAGAAACAUAGGAAAGAGCUGCAAAGCCUGCAGGGGAUUGUGGACGAGCAAGAGGGCCAGAUUUGCAUCUGGAGAGAGAAGCUUCAGAGAAUGCUUGACUUGCAGAGUCACUUGGAGAUUCUGCGAGGUGUAAAAUUAAUUUCAGUCUCAGAGGCCGAUCUGGAGAUUGAGCUGACCUCUCAUUCUGAGCCUAUGGCCUCUGAUCCCCACCGCCUGAGGCUGCAUUUACACUGGGCAGAUGAUGGCACUGUCACACUCAAGACCGACAGCCCUUUCUUUCUUGUCUCUGCUGUCCUUCCCGUGGGCACCACCAGCACUGUCAGAGGUGCCAUCUUGGAGCUGCAGCACAAUUUCUUCCAACAGGCACAGCUUCUGUCUGAGAUCGAGUCACUGCAGAACUGUUUUGCCAUUGACUGGCAGCAAGAGAAGAGGCUGUUGCAUUACCUGAAGCCAUCCUCCACUUGUAGUCUCCAUGUAGAACCAGGUUAUGCUGCCAAUGGAGAAGUCCGCCUUGUUUCAGUAAAGAAUCAACAUGGUCCAGUUGAUGUGACUUCCUACCGGCCCCCACAGGAGAGACCUUCAUUGACAAACUGGUUAGUGUACCUUAGUACAAUAGACUUCAGUGCUCCUUCCCUUGCCCAGAAAGCUGACCAUGUCUGUGCCCCAUGACAUGGAAUUGGGGCUAGAGUUUUUCUCUGAGGGAACACUUCCAUGAAGGUGUGAGAAAAAAUGAAAUCUAACUGGCGCCACUUGCAUCCUCCAGGGGUGUUUUUCCUGUGUAUAUGUAUAUGUCUAUGUUGGGUCUUUGCCUUUAUCUCCCAUGCUACCUUUUCAGCUUUAAUUUCCUCUACCUUGAUUUAAUCUUUCAUCCUUUCCUCUCAUUCCUCUCUUCGGACUACUCUUCUUUAGUAUUUCUGUUAGUUGUGAGUUCUUCGUACUUUUCUUUUUGAAAUGUUUUCUGUUCAAUAAAAUAUUAUUUGGAUAUA
Messenger RNA from Anolis sagrei ordinatus, 1620 nucleotides. It is a transcript of the gene ZWINT, whose product is annotated as ZW10 interacting kinetochore protein. The record is from RefSeq and is a predicted model, not a curated record. Gene Ontology annotation, biological process: mitotic cell cycle checkpoint signaling. Gene Ontology annotation, cellular component: kinetochore. NCBI's taxonomy places the organism in Eukaryota, Metazoa, Chordata, Lepidosauria, Squamata, Anolidae.